UGACAGGGUGUCGACUUGUCUGGAAAGCUUCCACAGACGGAGAAUUGUUUGAGAUCCGUCUAUUUCGGAGACAACGCUGCUCGUUGACUUUACGUCGUUUUGUCACUAAAAUGUGCUGCCGUCGACUUGUUUGUGCGUUGUAUUCGUUCGACAGCCAAAUGCAGCUCACGUAGCGGCGCUCAGGAGCAUUCGUAAGGAGGUUGGCACAAAGCCCCAGCCAUGACCAUGGAUGAGGUGGGAUUUAUGACCUAUACUUCAAGCAGCAGCAGCCAAAGGGGGAUCAAGUUCUUUUGUUUCUGACCUCUUUGCACUUGACCAACUGACUGAGUUGGAGUCCCUGUCAAGAUGCAUUCCAGUGUGGAUGGACAAUCCCGCCUCCACAGCAGAGGACACACAAAUGACAAUAACAACAACAACAGCAGCAGCAUCAACGAGAGCACUAGAAAUUCUGGUUCCCAGUAUGCACUCUGCGCUCUGGGUGUUGGACUUGUGGCCCUCGGCAUUGUCAUGAUUGUAUGGAGCGUGGUGCCUGCAGCCCCGACUGGUAACAACAGCAACAAUAGUGCAGGUGGAGAAGGUGAUUCUUCGGGAAACAGGAAAAGUAAAGCUUCCUCUGUGGCCUUUGUCCUGGUGGGCUCGGGGGUGGUCAUGCUGCUGCUGUCCUUGUGUCUGGGAAUGAGGAACAAGCAGCGGGAGCAGCGGAGGCUCCAGGAGGCCCAGAAUCACAGAGGUGUGACAGCCAGGGAGAAUGGGGAUGUAGAAAUUGUCGAGCAAGACACCCAGCGCUAUGAUGUGCCCACCUAUGAGGAGGCAGUGGGGAGUGGGCAGUACCCUGUCCGUCAGAGCAACCUUCAGCCCAGCUCCUCCCAGCUCCCCGCAUAUGACGACUUGGUCCAAGUUGAUGGGAUGCAGUAUGAACUUGAAGGUUCAGACGUUACGGAUCCUGGAUCUCAACCUGGCCUCGCCACGAGCGCCACGACUGUUGCUGCUUCCGCAUCAAAUCGAAAACCUGGUAAAAGUGCCCGCAAGCUCCUUCCCAUCAAAAUCCGCAGGAUCAAGUCGGAGAAAGUAUCCAAUUCUCAACCGGCAGCUGGAGUCAGUAUUGAACCUCUCACCCCACCACCACAGUAUGAGGACAAGGUGCCCCCCCUUUGAUGAUGACUUUCAAACCUGCAAAGUUCCUAGAAUCUUCCAUCAGAACCGAUCAGGACUUGCCUUGAUGAACUCAUGCAAUACAGUCCCCAUAGCAUUUUCUUGUCAGUUAUGGUAUCAAAUUCAUGUUAUGCUCUAUCAUUCCAAAGAACUAUGACUUUUACAUGGAAAAUAUGCAGUCCUUCAACUUUUAAGCAUAUGAGACUGAGGUGGACAAGUACGCACCAAAUAUAGUUUUCCGUCAUGCCAAUGUAGAUUCAUUUGAUGGGAGAGAUGAUGAGGCUUCAAUGGCGGUUAUUUGUGUGCACAUGAGGACCAGGAGCAGUUGUUCAAGGCACUCUCACUGACUUCAGCCAGUAGAGUGGACGACAUUGAGCCCUGCAGGCUUGACCCCAUCUACCACAAUUGUUAACACCAACACCCACACCCUGAGUGGCUGUGAUAUCAGCGCUUUUAGAGCUUUGCAACAAAGACAAAACACCUUUGAUAAGUGUUGGCUUCUGUUCAAGCAGCAUUUUACUGUAUCUCCCACAUCCUUUUAUUACUUAAGACCAACAUGCCUCUGAAUGUGUAACCUCUGGAACGGAAUUCAGGAGGAAAUUGUACUAAAAUUAGCAACAGUAUUAGACUGGAACUGUAGUUUUUCAGCAACGUGAAUAUAAAUCACUGCACCAGUGUGACCCACAAUACUACAUUCAAACAUGAGGACGCGCAUUCCCACAUUACACUCCAUUAAUAUGACAGGCAUUAGCUUUUUAUGUUAGCUAUACUAUCAUAACAAUUGCACGAUUCCCGGUGGGAUACAUUGUGGUCAUUCGUGACAGUGCCUUUCUGCUUUUUGUAACACUUAACAAUGGAGGGGACAAAAAAAACAAAAAAAAAUUCCUGUAACGCUGAAUAUUAUACUCAACAUAUAGUACAGCAUUUUUAUAUAUAAAAUGUGACUGCAUUUCCUUGCAGUCUCCUUUGUUGGCAUUUAUAGACUAAAAUUCCCUUGAACCACAUACACACACUUAAGUGCUGAAAUGAAAAUGCAUUUUAUACAUUUUAUAUUUUUAGGAUUUGACAAUGUUGGGAAUGCUUUUUUGCCGUGUUUAAAGAUACACGAUGAGCCUACAGUUAAUGUGUUAAUGUAAUUAAAAAUAGUUAACUUCGUACAAACACAUUUUUACCCCAUGUAUACAUAUUGUCUAUGCCCCCACUUUGCAGUUUGACUGCCCCUACCUCACUAGUUACUACGACCGAACUGACUUCUGCUGUCCCCAAUUCACUUAUUCUCUUGACAACAUCCUGUAGGGAAUGAGGUCAACAAGGGAACAAUAGAAGCUCCUGAAAAGCCAAGCCAAGGGCCUUCACGUGGUCGUCAUGGAAAUAGCAGUCGAGCUACUAAAGAAGCAGCAUAGACUCAACUCCACUGAGGCUUUUAUUUAUUUUUUAUUUUUUUUGCUCUUAUUCAAGAGGACCAACAGAGAGUCUCUUUGAGUGUGCAGCUGCACUGUUCUCAGAGCAAGUCUUGCUCAUCAACCACAGCUUGACUCACAGCCCUGUUUUCACCUCUGAGUAUGCUGGCAAUGAGCCACACACCACAAGGCUCUAUUCAGGGGCAAAUGUUUCCAUUAGCAUACACUCUUCAUCAAUACCUGCCAAAUGUCAGAUGAGAAUAACGCACAUGGGAAUACAUGGAGUGAACAUUGCAAGUGUCCCUUUGCCUUGUGUUUGAAUGGAGUCAAGUGGUUUAGUUAACAGGAAAAGAACAAUAAAUUAUAUAUCACAAGCAGUUGUUUGAAGCAACAAAAGUCAUCUAGUCACUAACAUUUCCAGGCAUAACCUUUCUCUUUUCUAUUAAUUUUUUUCUGGUCAUGGAGUACCUCCUUUGCUUGUAAGAUUUUAUCUUCCACAAAUGCAUGAUUUCAUUAUGCUAGUAAUAAUAUUUCUCCCUGACCAGUGAAAAUUGUAGGAAAAGUUAUGUUUUUUUCCAUUGCGUGAACACGUGUACGCUGUUAGUUGAAUAUUUUUUUUAUGUAUUGUGAAAAUAUGUUGGUAAAAAUGCCUCUUGACCCCUGUGAACUGAAAGCAAAUUCAUUUUGAGAGUAUUAUGUGGGAAUAAAAAGAGUGACCCAUU
This is a messenger RNA of Phyllopteryx taeniolatus (common seadragon), 3274 nucleotides long. RefSeq names its product transmembrane protein 51a (gene tmem51a). Bases 346 to 1155 code for a protein of 269 amino acids. The transcript has 5 exons. NCBI's taxonomy places the organism in Eukaryota, Metazoa, Chordata, Actinopteri, Syngnathiformes, Syngnathidae. The record is from RefSeq and is a predicted model, not a curated record.